This is a messenger RNA of Polistes dominula (European paper wasp), 2389 nucleotides long. It is a transcript of the gene Inx2, whose product is annotated as innexin 2. Lineage: Eukaryota; Metazoa; Arthropoda; Insecta; Hymenoptera; Vespidae. Gene Ontology annotation, cellular component: gap junction; plasma membrane. The record is from RefSeq and is a predicted model, not a curated record. Gene Ontology annotation, molecular function: gap junction channel activity. Gene Ontology annotation, biological process: phototransduction.
UGGUUAAGUAUAUUAUACGCGUGCGCAUUGGAAAAGGAUAGAGGGAAAGAGAUCGUGGGACGGCAUUGGUAGUGGUGACGCGUUCGGUAAGAGGGAGAUGGUAUAGUCGCGUCAUAAAAGUGGGGGACGGAAUCUCCCCUUGCAAGCAGAAGCAACGAACAGUUUCUCGGCUCCCGACACGGGUAUCCUACAGUCGACGAGUUAGUUCUCUAGAGUGAAAGAGGGAGAGAAAGUCUAGUAAUAUAUACAAGAGAGAGAGAGAGAGGGGGGAGAAAGAGACUCUACCAGACGAAUCGAAGAAGAAACGAGAGAGAGAGAGAGAGACAGACAGAGAAGAAAGAAAGGGAGAGAGGGAAGAAUAAGAGAGAUAGGGAAAGGGCGCGCAGGAAGUAGAAAGAGAAAAGCAAAAGGGAACGCAACUUCGGUAGAACUCGCGCGCGCAGUUGUGUCCUCGUGUCGUACGGCAUUUCUGAACGCAGCCAUUACAGAAGAGAACUGCUCGGUGACGGGUCUGUGCUUUACAGACGGUCCUAGUGCAUAGUCGCCGUUUAAUACAGCACUCGUGCGCGUAGUGAUUCGAUCUCGAAGCGCAACAGGAGGAGGACGCGCGCGCUAUCUUCGAUAGUCGUCGUCAACAAGCACGUGGUUCAUUCACGUUUUCGCCUAUAUAAAGAAUAAACACGGUGCUGCUGCUGCAAGGUGGUCGUUGCACCGCGUUUCUUCACGGAAGAAGAAAAAGAAAAAAACGAAAGGAAGUUUCUGUAAUUGAGACUAUUGUUUACAUUAUUUGACUUUUUGUUUUUCAAAAAAUCCUCUCUGUUUAUCAUUGUGAUUACAAUUAAGAGAGAAGGAUAACAUUUCUUGUUACGGAAAAGGAAGUGGACGAAAAGACAAAUUUAUUAUUGAAAUUAUACGAUUAUUAUAGUAUAAGAGAAAAACAGCAAUCAUGUUUGAUGUUUUUGGCUCAGUGAAGGGUCUACUCAAGUUAGACUCCGUGUGCAUCGACAAUAAUGUAUUUCGUUUGCAUUAUAAAGCAACCGUGAUCAUACUGAUCGCGUUUUCCUUGCUGGUAACCUCGAGACAGUAUAUCGGCGACCCUAUCGACUGUAUUGUUGAUGAAAUACCGGCCAACGUAAUGGACACUUAUUGCUGGAUCUAUUCAACCUUUACCGUACCAAAUCGUGGUGGUAUAGUUGGUCAGGACGUCGCACACGCUGGUGUACGUAAUCACGUAGAAGGGGUGGAUGAAGUUAAAUAUCACAAGUAUUAUCAGUGGGUAUGUUUCACCCUAUUUUUCCAAGCGAUAUUAUUUUACGUGCCACGUUAUCUUUGGAAAAAUUGGGAAGCCGGUAGGAUUAAGAUGUUAAUGCUCGACCUUAAUUGCCAUCUUACCAACGAAGAAAUCAAAUGCGAGAGAAGAAAAUUAUUGGUCGAUUAUUUGGCAUUGAAUUUGCAUUCUCAAAACUUUUACGCUUAUCGAUUUUUCUUCUGCGAAAUUUUGAAUUUCAUCAACGUCGUUGGACAAAUAUACUUCAUGGAUUUCUUUUUGGAUGGAGAAUUUUCAACAUACGGCUCUGACGUAGUCAAAUUCACCGAAUUAGAACCGGAGGAUCGGGAUGAUCCUAUGUCCCGUGUGUUCCCAAAGGUAACCAAGUGUACCUUCCACAAAUAUGGUGCUUCCGGUACGGUACAAAAGUUCGACGGACUCUGCGUACUUCCAUUGAACAUCGUCAACGAGAAGAUCUACGUGUUCCUAUGGUUCUGGUUCAUUAUCCUUGCUGUAUUGAGCGGUCUCAGUUUGGCUUAUCGUGCUGCUGUUAUUGCCGGACCAAAGUUGCGUUUAAUGUUGCUUCGUGCCCGUUCACGUUUAUCCGACAAACAUGAUAUCGAAAUGAUCGCACAAAAAUGUCAAAUAGGCGAUUGGUUCAUCCUUUAUCAAUUGGGUAAGAAUAUCGACCCGUUGGUUUACAAGCAACUUGUAUCAGAUCUUGCCUUAAAGUUACAGGGCAAAGAAACGGUCUAAUCAAUUUCAUUUUUGUUACAAUUCAAUCAUUGCUGUUUUAUCCAAUUUUUGUCCUGAAAGUCAUUCGUUAUUAAAAAAAAAAAAAUAGUCAUUGUGAAAAAAUAAAAAAGAUAGGAGAAUGAGAAGUCGAGGAUAUAAAAAUCCAUGGAUUAUUUUCAAUCGAAAAUCCAACGCAAUCGCAAGAAUCUUUUUCUUUGUUUUCGUCGACUGAUCCUCUCGUGGUAUCUCAAAAUAAUAAUAAUAAAAAUAAUUAUUUGAGAAUUCAUUUCGUUUACGAAAGGAUCCAGUCAUGAUUAUCUAUUUAAUACGCCACACACAUGCUUGUUGAUAGCGCUUUAAGAAAAAUAAAUAAAAAAAAAAAAAAAA